AUGCCAAGCGACAUAGGACCGUUACUGUACCAGAGCUAGAGCUAGUGCUCAAGGAAUUUAUACUAAUCUAUCAACACCGCACUAUUCUAAGCGAUGCUAUGAUGAUCGAAAAGGCAAAAUUGUUAGCAGAUGAACUAGGAGUCCCUGAAGGCAAGUUAUAUUUUUCUUCCGGGUGGCUCCAAAAAUUUAAAAAGCGAAAUAGAAUCUGUCAGAUAAAGCUUCAUGGAGAAGCAGGUUCUGUUGAUAAGGAU
Dentiscutata heterogama is the source of this 251-nucleotide messenger RNA. NCBI's taxonomy places the organism in Eukaryota, Fungi, Glomeromycota, Glomeromycetes, Diversisporales, Gigasporaceae. The record is from the annotation of a GenBank genome assembly.